UUGUUGGGUCCUCAAAUUUUGUGUAAAGUCCUUUGUUCUUCCCCCAAAAUAGCAAAGAAUUCAUUGUAGAGAGAGAAAGAGAGAAGCAUAGGCAUGUCGGACGAAGAGCAUCAUUUUGAGUCGAAGGCAGAUGCAGGCGCCUCCAAAACUUACCCUCAACAAGCUGGUACUAUCCGCAAAAAUGGUUAUAUAGUCAUCAAAGGCCGCCCCUGCAAGGUUGUUGAGGUCUCCACUUCAAAAACUGGCAAGCACGGACAUGCUAAAUGUCACUUUGUGGCAAUUGACAUUUUCAAUGGAAAGAAACUUGAAGAUAUCGUUCCUUCCUCCCACAACUGUGAUGUGCCACAUGUCAAUCGUACAGACUAUCAGCUGAUUGACAUCUCUGAAGAUGGUUUUGUCUCCCUUCUUACUGAAAGUGGAAACACCAAGGAUGAUCUCCGGCUUCCCACUGAUGAGGCUCUGCUGAAGCAGGUUAAAGAUGGGUUUCAGGAAGGAAAGGAUCUUGUGCUGUCUGUUAUGUCUGCAAUGGGCGAAGAGCAGAUUAAUGCCGUUAAGGACAUUGGUACCAAGAACUAGUUGUGUCUCUGCAGCAUAAACCUUUGCUAUAGUUAAGACAUUAUCAUAUCCUAACGUGGUACUUCGAUAUCACUUGAUUAAAAACUCGCGUUAAAAUCUCAUAUUGAGAUGGCUUGAAUGCUUUGAUUUGCACUCUUAAAAGGAAAGAACUGGCUUUGAGCCUUUGACAGCAUCACAGCACAGUCAAGAAUGUUACUUCUGUUAUUAUAAUUAACUGUUGCCCUAUAUUUUGCUUAAUCUGCAUUCAGAUCAUCUUCUUUGGAUUA
This is a messenger RNA of Nicotiana tabacum (common tobacco), 842 nucleotides long. RefSeq names its product eukaryotic translation initiation factor 5A-3. The record is from RefSeq and is a predicted model, not a curated record. Gene Ontology annotation, molecular function: ribosome binding; RNA binding; translation elongation factor activity. Lineage: Eukaryota; Viridiplantae; Streptophyta; Magnoliopsida; Solanales; Solanaceae. Gene Ontology annotation, biological process: positive regulation of translational termination; positive regulation of translational elongation.